Molecule: messenger RNA, 162 nt
Organism: Sphaeroforma arctica JP610
Lineage: Eukaryota; Ichthyosporea; Ichthyophonida
Exons: 1
Source: RefSeq, a predicted model, not a curated record
UAUGGCGAUGAAGUGCGAGAAGGGGCUACUACCGAUGAUCACAAUGCGACUGACCCGCUCAGCUCCACAUUCGCACGCACGCGAUCAAUGAUUACAUUCAACAGACUCAAACCGCCGGGACCAGGGGUUAGUCUUGUAAGGGAUAAGAAACGGUAUGUGUAG